Humulus lupulus (European hop) is the source of this 575-nucleotide messenger RNA. RefSeq lists its product as uncharacterized. The coding region runs from base 78 to 575 and encodes 165 amino acids. NCBI's taxonomy places the organism in Eukaryota, Viridiplantae, Streptophyta, Magnoliopsida, Rosales, Cannabaceae. The transcript is spliced from 3 exons. The record is from RefSeq and is a predicted model, not a curated record. Gene Ontology annotation, molecular function: cysteine-type peptidase activity. Gene Ontology annotation, biological process: proteolysis.
CAGCUUGUUCGCCAACACAAGACCUAAAACAUCCUCCACAACAUCUUCCCACUACUCAAGAAGAGGCAGGAUCAAGUAUGGCUAGUAAGUCGCCGAUUAUCUUCAAGGUUUCCACUAGACUUCCCAUGUUUUUGAAGAUACUUCUAGGUUCAGUUAAGUACGUAGAACCAGGAUUCAUGAUUGACAUUCUUAUGGAGACCAAUAUUAUGGGCGAACAAUAUACCUUAUAUAUCUCACAUGAGGAUAUAGUACACUUUGGACUUAUGGAAGAAAUUGGUGCGUCUUGCAUUUCAUUCUAUAUUAGUAUAAUAUAUUCCGAGUUGUGCGAUAGAGAGAUAUCACACUUUUUUGGUUUCAUUGAGCCAUCGUGGUCAUCGAGAAUUGGGACAAAUAUGGAUAAUCGGGCUGAAAUUAUCUCAGAGCGUAUCAAUAACAUAGUAGUGGGUCAAACUUUGUUAAUGCCAUACCAUUUCUUACGUCACUGGAUGUUAGUGAUCAUUGAUCCAGAUGACCAUACAUGUUACUAUCUUGAUCCACUUAGAAAAUCUCCUCCAAAUGAUUUGAAGACCUUAUGA